AUGUCUCAACAACAACAAUCUGCAGCCCCAGUACCCAACCCUAGCCAGGGGAGUGAGACCACUGCGGCUAACUUGAUCAGCGACCUACGCAGACGCCUCGAUGCCCACAUCGAGGCCGGGGACCCGGGUGUACAAGCUGUCGCAGCUCUGGUGCUGGGCCUACCUUAUUUCACCUCCCACUGUCCUGGCUACAACUUCAUUCUGCGCCAGCCCAGAUCCUUCAUCGACUUUUGCAGGAUCAAGACUCGCCUUGAGUCCCCAAUUCCCCCUUAUGAGUGGGAUGAUCCUCGAUUCGUCACUGCGGAGGAAUGGUCCGAGGACGCCAUUGACAUCCACCACUUCAUCUAUGUCCACCUGGUCACGCUCGGCCUGGUCAACGAUCCCAGCUACCGCGUCCUGCUGCGGCAACCCACCCAGGGCCUCAGGACACCGCUUCCAGGAGAACUCACGAACGCACACUUCACGCCCACCUUCCUCUCCACCAUGGUCGAUCUCAUGACCUCUGUCUCAGCGCCCAGCCCGGACUGCAAUGUCUGGGGGUUUGAAAUCCUGGGCAGACAGGAGGCUCUACGCCAAGUGGCUCGGGAGAUGAUCAAUCCGGAGAUGCGCUUUCUCCGGCACCCCAGAGUCAGAAGGCACGUUGCAACCCUUUGGAACAAAAUCCGGCGAUUGGACCUCUUCUCGCCUCCGGAAAGCCUCGUGGAUGAAGCAGAGGCUGUGGUCCUCGCUGACCCUGACCGUCUGAGCUCGGUCAUGGAUGAAGCUGGCUUUCACGUCUUUGCGGAGAUCGUCCGAAGCGAUGACCCAAGCGAUCGCGAAGCCUGGCACAGGUUCGCGGGCACGGAGGGAUAUGAUGAUGAGAGCCUUCCGGAUGCUGAUGAUCGCGUCUCCCCUGACGGCGAGGACGAGGACAUGCCUGAUAACUCUGCAUCUGACUCUGGCACCAUGUCUAUCGACGAUGAAGCUGAACUUGACGUUGACGUUCGCAGAAUCGAGGCUGUAUAUGCACGACUAUGGCGAGAGGCUAUUGAACUGUAUCGCAACAACGACAUCGACCCACCGAGCCCCACGGGCACUAUCGCCGACUUCAUUUUCCAGGACAUCCGGGAUCAUGCAAUGCAAGCUGGACUCACCGCUACCGAUGCCAUCGGCUUCGAAGAAUUUGGUAACGUGGGCAUGGACGACGAGCCGUUCCCAGGCUUCCAAGGCCGGUCCCCCUCCACCUCUGCAGCAACUGCACAGGUCGAUGACGGCAACGACGGUGGGUCAGCUUUUGACUUUGACAACGAGUGCGUGUUCUGCACCUCGCAGUUCCUGGCUGAUGGGGUCAAUGCUGCUGACUUUCCCGACCAUGAGCCCAUGCGCAAGCUCCUCUGCGGCCACCUGGUCGGUGCUGUCUGCUUUGCUGCCUACUCGCGCAACGAGCGCUGCCCUUUCUGCUCCACUCCUACUCAACAGUGA
Molecule: messenger RNA, 1461 nt
Organism: Cryphonectria parasitica EP155
Lineage: Eukaryota; Fungi; Ascomycota; Sordariomycetes; Diaporthales; Cryphonectriaceae
Exons: 1
Coding region: 1-1461 (486 amino acids)
Source: RefSeq, a predicted model, not a curated record